Molecule: messenger RNA, 555 nt
Organism: Oldenlandia corymbosa var. corymbosa
Lineage: Eukaryota; Viridiplantae; Streptophyta; Magnoliopsida; Gentianales; Rubiaceae
Source: the annotation of a GenBank genome assembly
AUGGCGAGAAAAGCGUGUGUAAAUCUGCUGACGACAUUGUUCCUCCUCAUCCUGGUUUGGCCGCCGGUAACAAGCAGCUUGUACUUGCGAAAUUACACCCGUCGUCCAACAACUAUCGACGACCUUUGUGGAAAGCUGGGGACGGACGAGCCGGCCUGGCCUCAUAAGUAUUCUCUCUAUGCCUUGAAUAUUAUUAAGCUAUCCGACAGCGAUGUUGCGGGAAUCAGGGACUGGCUCUGCCGGAUUGAUGCUCCAUCCAGCAAUAAAUAUUUAAGGCGACAUCCUUAUGCCCCAAGGAAAUGUCUAAAGCACCAUCCUUGUCCCAUUAACCAAGCCCCCAACAGCACCGCCAGCAACACCGCCUUCGUGGAGAAUUGUGUGGCGGCGCUCUUCGAUACACCAUGGUAUUCGUGGUUGGACAGGAUGAAGUGGAAGCACCUGGAUUGCCAUCAUUACUUUAUGAGCCUGAGCAAGAUGAUCAAGCUUUACAGGAACAGAGGCAUGUGUAUGGCUCGGGAGAUACUACCGUCUCCCUUGUCCCGCCGACCUGCUUAG